GUAAAAGUUUGAACCAUUCCAAAUUUCCAACUGAUCAAAGAAAUUGAAAAACAAUAAUAACAAAAAGCAAAACCCCACGUCUUUAACAAACCAACAAGAACAAUUAAAGGACGUCGUCAAACCACAUUCUUUCCCCUUUGCUUUUCCCUUUGUUUAAUUUUAGUUUCUUCUUCUUCUUCCUCUCCGAUUGUGAUCAAUAUCAGUAGCCCCAUGCCCACGAUGACUAGCAGCAUCCAAUCGGCCGACCAACUGAAGCAACUGAAAGACAUAUUCAUGCGCUUCGACAUGGAUUCCGAUGGCAGCCUCACGCAUCUUGAGUUGGCCGCUCUCUUGCGCUCCCUGGGGCUCAAGCCAAGCGGAGAUCAAAUUCAUAUUUUGCUAGCCAACAUGGAUGCUAAUGGGAAUGGUUACGUGGAGUUUGAUGAAUUGGUCAGCGCCAUAAUGCCCGACAUGAGCGAGCAAAUAUUGAUCAACCAGGCGCAGCUGUUGGAGGUUUUCCGGUCAUUUGACCGGGAUGGAAAUGGAUUCAUUACCGCGGCAGAACUUGCAGGGUCCAUGGCCAAGAUGGGGCAUCCUUUGACGUACCGUGAACUUUCGGAGAUGAUGAGAGAGGCUGAUUCCAACGGAGAUGGCGUUUUAAGUUUCAAUGAAUUUGCAAAUAUCAUGGCAAAAUCGGCAGCCGAUUUUCUUGGCCUCAAACUUUAGCAUAGCAUAACAUAGCUAAAAUAAUUAAUGAAUUUCUAUCAUUAGUCUGAUUUUGUUGCUUUUCUGUGAAUAUUAUUAUGUAUCAGUAGCAACAGGGGAUGAUCGAUAGAAAUUGGAAUUAACAUAGUAUAUGCAUAUGCAUGCAUGAUUCAAUCCAAUGACUUCAUUUCAAUUC
This is a messenger RNA of Durio zibethinus, 880 nucleotides long. RefSeq names its product putative calcium-binding protein CML15. Gene Ontology annotation, molecular function: calcium ion binding. NCBI's taxonomy places the organism in Eukaryota, Viridiplantae, Streptophyta, Magnoliopsida, Malvales, Malvaceae. Gene Ontology annotation, cellular component: myosin II complex. The record is from RefSeq and is a predicted model, not a curated record.